AAAGGCGUUUCAAUCCACCUCAAAUUAAAUUCAUUGGUUGAUAAAGAAUCAAAUUCAAUGAUUAACUCUAAUUUUGUUUAUACUUUGAUACUAAAUUUUGUUUACCAACAUUUACGUGUUGUGAUAACACAUGAAAACAAAUCUGAAAGGUUCCUCUUUUCAUUGUAAACAUUUUAUGCAUUGCCAGCUAUUUUUGUUGAUUUUCAUUGUUAUUUCAACCUUAUAGCCAUCAACUAACUGUGACAAUUUAAGUGAAUAAUACUAAUUAUAAAUCAAUUUCAAUCAACUACGUCUAUGUGUUUAAUUAGUAUGUGCCAAGAGUGGGAUAUCAAUGAUAACCAUAUUCCCAAGGUAACUAGUUUCGAUUCCUUCCAAGAAUGGACUGAUGGACACAGUAGGUAUGUUUACAGAGCCGACUGUGAAGAGGCUCGUCGACAUUCAUCUGGAUGGGCCAUGAGGAAUACAAAUAACCAUAAUGUUCAUAUAUUGAAAAAAUCAUGUCUUGGAGUUUUAGUUUGUUCAGAAGCUUGUGUUCUGGAUAAUGGAGAGCAAAUACAUUUAAGGCCAGCAAUUUGUGAUAAAGCCAGGAAAAAGCAACAAGGAAAACCUUGUCCCAAUAGGAAAUGCUCCGGAAAAUUAAAGGUUUUACCAUGUAAAGGACAUUGUGGUUAUCCUGUCACUCAUUUUUGGAGACAUACUGAAAAUGCUAUAUUUUUUCAGGCCAAAGGAAGCCAUGAUCAUCCCCGUCCUGAACCGAAAGCCAGUGCAGAAGCUCGAAGAAUGGGACAAAGUGCAUUGAGAAUGUUGAAAUCAUCUCGAUUAGCAAAUAGCUUUUUCAACACAACACUGCCUUUGACAACUGGAUUACAGAGCCAGACUUUGAAGGAGGUUAAAUGUAAAAUUGAAGUCGAGGAAAAGGUUACAUUUAAUCGUUGGUAUAAAGCAAACAUAACCACAACUGAUACAUUUGUUGAAAAUGUUCCCAUCAAAGGAUCAACCACGAUCAAUGAAACUCCAAAAGAUUUGGUUACCUUUGAGAUCAACAGAAAAUCAGAUCCUGGAAUAUGUUUAUCGUGUUUCUCCUAUGAAUCUCAAUGUAGCUGUUCAUAUCCAUUCAAUUCUCAACAAUCAAACGGACAACAAUCGGCCCAGAUUUUACAAUUACCCUUCCAGCAUCAACAGCAUCAGCAUCACCUUCAACUCCAACAACAGCCCUCACCGAUCCAUUCAACAUCGUCAUUAUCACCACCUUUACCACAUCCAAUUCAAACACCGGGAUCAGGAUCAGGAGCAGUAACAUCACACACCUCGUCAAUAACUUCAUCUUCAGCAUUAUCCUCUACAAAUGGAUAUAACCAUUACUCCAAUUCCGUUGACAAUGGCCACUCUUACCUUAGACACUAUCAUCAUCGGUCAAAUUAUUUAGAUUCCGAGUCCGAGUCAACAACAAGCACAACAAACCAUCAAACCUCUGAUUCAUGCAAUUAUGGUCCAGUAAUUCAACUUUAUGAUGAAGCAAAUUAUUUUGGAUUUAAUUAUCAUCUUUGCCAUUCAACAAAAACUGGUGAAUUUAUUACCGAAGCAUUUACUCCUAUUGAUGCAAAUCAAUUAAAUGGACUGUCGACUGCCCUGACAAAUGGAAAUAAUUCAUGUACUUUUUAUAACGGCUCAACAAACCAGUCUUAUAUGUUUUCUAAUCAGCAAGUUGAAAGUACAACAUCGCAACAUCAUCAUUAUCAUCAACAUCAGCAACACCAUCAGUAUCUUCAAUAUCAACAAUAUGAACAAAUUUAUAUGGAUGCUGAAGCAAAUUUUAGUCCAAACGUAAAUGCAGAUCAAUGUCACCAAAUUUCAGACAAUAGUGAUGACAACCAGAUGAAUACGAUUGAAUCAGAUGGAUCCAUGGUUAACUAUGGAGACUAUGACAUGACCAUAGAUUCAGAUAGGAUAUCAAAUUUAGAGAAUCAAUUAUCAAACGGUCAUUCAUCUCAGCCUUCAUCUCCAUCAUUAAUUCAACGAGAAGCUUUACAACAGCAUCUCCUACAAUCAUCUGCAACAAUAAUAUCACCAUGUUCAUUGCCAUCAUCUUCAUCUCCAACUUCUGCAGAAAUAACUAGUACAUCUGCAUCUCCUCCAACUUUAUCUGUAAAUAAUACGGAACAUUUAAACAAGGAUAAAUCACCUCAAAUAGAUUUACAAUCAACUGUUGCACUGAAUUUUCCAAUUGACCAAGUUGAUCGAACUUAUAGCCAUCCAAAUUAUUUUCAAACCCAAUAUCAAGAUCAACAUGUCUCAAACCUCAACCUUCAUAACCAAAAUCAAAUUUAUCAUGACCCUAAAUGGUUAAUUCACCAGCCAAAACAAGAUGAAUCGUCAGUUGAUGAAAACAGCCACUUGAAGAUUUAUCAUGAAAAUCACAAUCUUAAUGAUAACAACACAUUGACUAACGAAUGUUCAUCAACAACAUUUGUUACUAAUAACAAUAACACUCGUGAACAAGUUACUUCUGGUUCAACAUGUUCUCAAUCAUCAACAGCUCUUGUCCAAUCUUCUGAUUGUUAUAUUAACUCUUCAGUAGACGAUCAUUCCUCUAGCGUUGAUUUUACUAGAUUUUGGACUAAUGAUAAUGAAAAUGAAGUGACAUCUUGUCAGGACUAUUUCGACCUGAAAUCACGAAUAGUUAAUGAACAAACGGAAAGUUAUAUUGUGUUAUAACAAAUUAUUAUGUACCUCCUUCCCUGCAUUUCAGCUUAUAUAACUUAAUUGUAUAACAUUUAUACAACUGGUCAAAUUUAUCAAUAGUAUUAUUCCAAAAAUAAAAAAAUUACUCAAAAAA
This is a messenger RNA of Tetranychus urticae (two-spotted spider mite), 2836 nucleotides long. The record is from RefSeq and is a predicted model, not a curated record. NCBI's taxonomy places the organism in Eukaryota, Metazoa, Arthropoda, Arachnida, Trombidiformes, Tetranychidae.